CUAAAUGAAAAUUAAUCACUUUUCUCUUUUCUAUUUCAGUAUUUCACUGGCAAGCUACAAUAAUGGGACCGCCUGACAGCCCGUACCAAGGUGGCGUGUUCUUCUUAACAAUUCAUUUUCCAACAGAUUAUCCUUUCAAACCGCCUAAAGUGGCUUUUACAACGCGUAUCUACCAUCCAAACAUUAACAGUAACGGAUCGAUUUGUCUCGACAUUUUAAGAUCUCAAUGGUCGCCAGCAUUAACUAUUUCAAAAGUUUUACUAUCAAUUUGCUCUCUUCUCUGUGAUCCCAAUCCAGACGAUCCUCUUGUACCAGAGAUUGCAAGAAUAUAUAAAACCGAUCGGGAAAAAUAUAAUGAGCUGGCACGAGAGUGGACUAGAAAGUAUGCUAUGUGAUGCGUUCCAGUUCGUACUAUCGAUCCGUCAACUAGUAACAGCAACCAGAAUGGAACCAAUAAGAAGGAUUGCUAUAACAUCAUCAAUAACAACAACAACAACAUGGUAGCAGCAGCAACAAAAACGGCAUAGCGCUCUAGUUAAGCAGGGGUUUAAAUAUAGCAGAACCAACAACAACAGCAAAAGCAAACAACCACAAUGUGAAACAAUUCUUCUUCAGCAAAAAAAUAUGAAAAAUAUAUUAAACAAAAACCAAUAAAAACUGCAUUAAUUCAAGAGUAAGCAAGAAUUAUGCGUAAAACAAGAAAAAACACAGAAAGCAAAGAAAUCUGCGUAUAAAUAAAGAAAAGGAAUAAAAUUACAAAUUGAUUCAUAAAAUACAACAAAACACAUAAAUCAA
Messenger RNA from Rhagoletis zephyria (snowberry fruit fly), 795 nucleotides. Its product is annotated as ubiquitin-conjugating enzyme E2-17 kDa. The record is from RefSeq and is a predicted model, not a curated record. Lineage: Eukaryota; Metazoa; Arthropoda; Insecta; Diptera; Tephritidae.